This is a messenger RNA of Salvia miltiorrhiza (redroot sage), 2039 nucleotides long. RefSeq names its product probable inactive receptor kinase RLK902. The transcript has 2 exons. Gene Ontology annotation, molecular function: protein kinase activity; ATP binding; protein binding. Bases 95 to 1885 code for a protein of 596 amino acids. Gene Ontology annotation, biological process: protein phosphorylation. The record is from RefSeq and is a predicted model, not a curated record. NCBI's taxonomy places the organism in Eukaryota, Viridiplantae, Streptophyta, Magnoliopsida, Lamiales, Lamiaceae.
GUUGACUGUCGUUUUACGAUCAUCAAAACAAUGCUAUUUCCAACCAAAUCUUUGUAAAAACACUCCAUAAACCCUUCCUACAUUUGACACCAACAUGCAGAGAAAAAUGUCUGAUCACCACCCCUUCCUCCACCUCCUCCUCCUUUCACUCUCCUCUCUCCUCCCCGUAUUCUCCGAUCUCGCGGCGGACCGCUCCGCCCUCCUCCGCCUACAAGCGGCAGUCGGCGGCCAAACCAUCCGCUGGGACACAUCCGCCGGCUCCUCCCCUUGUAAUUCGUGGCGAGGCGUCACAUGCAACACUACAACCGACCGCGUAAUCGAGCUCCGUCUCCCCGGCAGCGGCCUCAGAGGCUCGCUCCCGCUAAAUUCCGUCGGAAACCUCACCGAACUCCGGGUGCUCAGCCUCCGCAACAACGCUCUCUCCGGCCAACUCCCUUCCGAUUUGGCAUCGUGCACUCAGCUGGAGAAUAUCCAGCUGCAAGGGAACAGCUUCUCCGGCGAGAUUCCGGAGAGCUUUUUCAGUUUAACGAAUCUGUUACGUGUGAAUUUCGCCGGAAACAGCUUCUCCGGCAACCUUUCUCCCAAUUUCAACAACCUCACGAAUUUGAGGACUUUGUAUUUGGAAAACAACCAGUUGACCGGACCGAUUCCUGAUUGGAAUAACCUAAUCAGCCUCAGAAAUUUCAACGUUUCCUUCAACAACGGAGUAACUGGAUCAAUUCCGUCGAGUUUAGACAAUUUUUCCGAUCAAUCUUUUUUAGGAACCUCUCUGUGUGGCAGACCUCUGCCUUCUUGCCCAAGUAGUGACGGAAACAAGCUUUCCGCCGGAGCAAUAGCCGGGAUUGCAGUAGGAUCCUUGGUGGCAUUACUUAUAACUAUCUGUGCAUUCUUCGUUUUGUGGAAAACAUACAGAAGCAGAAAAGUCCUUCCGCAGAGGUCACCGGCCCCGCGUUCCCCCGCCCGACGGCAAGACAUCGAGGUUUGGACUCCAAACGCAGAGCAAUACAGCGAGAUGAAGAAGGACGACGGAUUGGUGUUUCUGGGGAAAGACGCGCAGGUUUUCAGCUUGCAGGAACUGCUGAGCGCUUCAGCAGAGGUGAUGGGGAAGGGGACGCUGGGAUCCACGUAUAAGGCGUAUUUCGAGAGCGGAAUUGAAGUGAUUGUGAAGAGGCUGAAGAAAGUGUCGGUUUCGGAGGGCGAGUUCAGAGCCAAAAUGGAGGAGAUCGGAGCGCUUCUUCACCGGAAUCUGGAGCCCCUCGGGGGCUACUUCUACGGUACAGAGGAGAAACUCCUUCUCUACCACCCCAUGCCCAAAGGCAGCCUCGCUACCGCUCUCCACGGUUACGGAAUGAAGAAGCAGUUUCUGUCGCUGGAAACAAGGGGCAGGAUCGCGGUGGAGAUGGCAUCGGCGAUCGAGUAUCUCCACUCGGUGGGCCCCGGGAGCGCGCACGGCAACAUCAAGUCGUCGAACGUCUUCAUCACGGACGACUACGAGGCGCGUGUGGCGGAGUUCGGGCUGGCGCAGCUGGUUUCGCCGGCUUCCGGCCUGAACGGGUACCGUGCGCCGGAGGUGAUGGACACGCGCGGCGGUUGGCAGAAGGCGGACGUGUACGGAUUGGGGGUGGUGCUUCUGGAGCUGCUGACGGGUAGGGAGCCCGACGGAAUCCUGACGGAGGAAGGCGUGGCGCUGCCUAAUUGGGUGCAGACGGUGGUGGAGGAGAAGGGGACGAGUGCGGUCAUCGAUCCCACUCUGCUUAGCCACCACGACUCGGACAAUCAGGUGAUGGAGCUCUUGCUCGUCGCGCUUUCCUGCACGUCCCGGGAUCCUCACGGCAGGCCUUCGGCGGCGGAUGUUAGGCGGCGGCUCAGGAAAAUCUGUGGCUGAAGUCGUCUAUUCUUUGCUUUAUUUAAGUGAAGUUGUGCAGUAAGAUGAACUCGCCUCUUUCGUCCUUCAUGUAUGUAUCACAGCUGGAAUUCAAAUAUUUUUGGGUGAAAUGAUAUAUACCUUCUCUAAAGAUAAAAAAUUAUUUUUUACAAAA